AUGGCCUUCACAAUCAAACAAGAAAUAGCAAAUUUCGGCGGUAAAUUACUGAAAUUGUCUCAUGAGUCGAUUUCCACCAAAACAACAAUGGACGUCAACGUCUAUUUACCCAAACAGUUCUUUCAAUCCACGUCCAAAAAGAUUCCAACACUUUACUACCUAUCAGGGUUGACGUGUACCCCACAAAACGCAUCAGAAAAGGCCUUUUGGCAACCACAAGCAGACAAGUAUGGAUUCGUGAUGGUUUUUCCUGACACAUCACCUCGUGGUGAACAAGUCCCCACUGACCCUGAAAAUAGUUGGGAUUUUGGUCAUGGUGCAGGAUUCUACGUCAAUGCUCAAAAGGAUCCGUACGCUAAGAAUUACCAAAUGUUUAAAUACGUCCAUGAGGAAUUGCCUAAUGCGUUGUCCUCUUUCCAUUAUUUCCAAAAUAAGAUUGAUUUCGUUAAAUUGAAAUCCAUUACCGGACAUUCUAUGGGUGGAUUUGGUGCUGUGAGUGGAUUUUUGAAGUUAUAUAAGGAUUUUGCUUCUUGUUCUGCCUUUGCACCUAUUUUGGCACCAAGUUUGGUUCCUUGGGGUCAAAAGGCAUUCAAAGGUUAUUUAGGUGACGAGGAGAAGAAGUUGUGGGGAGAAUAUGAUCCCUCUGUAUUGGUUAAAUCGGUGGAAAAUGUUGAUGACAAGAAGAUUUUAGUACAUAUUGGCUCGAAUGAUCCAUUUUUGGAGAAGCAAUUGAAACCGGAGUUGUUUUUGGCUGCUUGUAAGGGGACAAGUUGGGAAAAAUCUAUUGAGUUGCACAUAGUUGAUGGAUUUGAUCAUUCUUAUUAUUUCAUUUCUACUUUUGUUCCUGAACAUGCUGAAUUCCAUGCCAAGGCAUUGGGGUUGGUAUAA
This is a messenger RNA of Naumovozyma dairenensis CBS 421, 888 nucleotides long. Its product is annotated as S-formylglutathione hydrolase. The transcript has a single exon. The record is from RefSeq and is a predicted model, not a curated record. Gene Ontology annotation, molecular function: S-formylglutathione hydrolase activity. Gene Ontology annotation, biological process: formaldehyde catabolic process. Gene Ontology annotation, cellular component: cytosol. Bases 1 to 888 code for a protein of 295 amino acids. Lineage: Eukaryota; Fungi; Ascomycota; Saccharomycetes; Saccharomycetales; Saccharomycetaceae.